AAUCACUUUUAGUAACAAUUAACAUUAAAAAAUAACAUAACGACUAUUUUUUGGAUGAAAAUAUUAAUUUAAAAAUAUUUAAUAAUGCUUAAUUACUAGACUUUAAAGCAAAAACGACGUUUUUUUGACGAAAACUCUCAUUUGAUAAACAAAUAACCACACAGGUGUGUUUCAUAUGAGUUUGAAUUCAGUAUUUCCAUGUUUUAAAAUCAAAAUAAUUAAAUUUUCGAAUAAUGACAUUUAUCAGAGCUAGGUGGCUACUAGGCCUAAGAACCACACUCUUGGCUCCAAGUCCAACCAAUCAUUUUAAAAACUUCUCCAAAGUUAUUGGUUCUACUAAAGUUAGGUGCCUUAGCUCUGCCCAAAUUUCAUUUUAUGACACAAUUGACAAAGAAUUGGAAGCAAUAAGAAAUGCUGGGACGUGGAAAAGUGAAAGAAUUAUUACAACUCAGCAGUCAUCGACUAUAGGUGUCAUUAAUAGGAAGGAAAAAGUUCUGAAUUUUUGUGCUAAUAACUACUUGGGACUUUCAAAUCACCCAAAAGUAAUUGAGGCAGCUAAAUUAUCUUUGGACAACCGCGGGAAUGGUUUAAGUUCCGUGAGAUUUAUUUGUGGUACCCAGGACAUACACAAAGAACUUGAAAAAAAAAUUGCGAAAUUUCACAACCGCGAUGACGCCAUUUUGUUUAGUAGCUGCUUUGAUGCGAAUGCUGCCAUUUUCGAAGCCAUCUUGAAUUCCGAAGACGCUGUUAUCUCCGAUGAAUUAAACCACGCCUCAAUUAUAGACGGAAUUAGGCUCUGCAAGGCCCAGAAGUUCAGAUAUCAACAUAGGAAUAUGAUUGAUUUGGAAGAAAAAUUGAAAUCAGCUCAGACCAACCGACUUCGAUUAAUCGUGACAGAUGGCGUAUUCAGUAUGGAUGGCAAUGUUGCCCCGCUCAAGGAAAUAAGUGCAUUGGCCGACAAGUACGAUGCCUUGUUGUUCAUUGAUGAAAGCCAUUCUACUGGAUUUUUCGGCAAAACAGGAAGGGGUACGGAAGAGUACCACGGGUUGAAUGGCAGGGCGGAUAUCAUCAACUCAACGUUGGGCAAAGCUCUGGGCGGUGCAGCGGGUGGUUACACCACAGGCAAUCAGAAACUGAUUGACCUACUGAGGAAUAAAGCCCGUCCAUACCUAUUUUCCAAUUCUUUGCCGCCGGCAGUUGUUGCUGCUGCGUCUAUGUCGUUUGACCUAAUUAUGGCAUCAUCUGACCUAAUUAAAAAACUUUCAGCCAACACUUAUCUAUUUAGGACGAGAAUGCUGAAAGCUGGCUUCAAUGUACUGGGGGACAAGGACCACCCCAUAUGCCCCGUCAUGUUAGGAGAUGCCAAACUGGCCGCCUUAUUUGCUGAAAAGAUGUUAGAUAAAAACAUAUUCGUUAUCGGUUUCAGUUUCCCCGUGGUCCCGAAAGGUAAAGCUAGAAUUAGAGUACAACUCUCGUCAUCGCAUUCGUUGGACGAUGUUAAUAAAGCUGUCGACGCCUUCGUUGACAUAGGGAGAGAUCUCAAAUUAAUUAAUUAAUUAUUCAAUUUUAAUUAAUUAUCAAUAUUGUUAUUAUUGUUGUUGUUGUUAUUAGCAUUAUUAUUACUAUCGGUGAUGUUGUUUCUUUUUUGUUAACGAGAAAUUAUUUCAUAUUUUCCAGUUGCAAACAUGAUCUGAAAAUGAAACAAUUUGUGUGUGUAUUUGUGUUUGUUGUUCGUUUGUAUGUGUGUGUGUUUGUAUGUUUGUUGUUCGCUUGUAUGUACGUAUGUUUGUUUGCAUGUAUGUGUGCGUAUGUAGAAAGUUUAUUGUGAUAUUAGAUUUUUAAAUUGAGCUAAGAGCUAUGUUUUAUUUUUGGAGACAAAAUGACAUGUAUAAUUUAUUUCAUUUUACAUUCUUUCGGGGGUAAUUUUAAUUUAACUAAUUUAUUUAUCAAUCUUUGCUUAUUAACUAAGUUUAACAUACGACAAUAACGGAAAAUAUUUGUUGUUCUCGCUAAUACAUACAUACAAACAAACACACACAUACAUAGACACACAUACUUACACAUACACAUUUUUUUCUAACUCGCUUGCUAACCAAACACCUUGAUUUUUUUAAUUUUUAUCGGAAAAAAAUUCGAAAAAUUGUUAUUUUUAAUUAAAAGUUGCAAAAAUUGCGGUCUUUGAGUUUCACACACAUACACACACGUAAACGCACGCACACAAACACACGCACACACAAUUAAUAAUUGAACAAAUAAUUUAACUGAUGAAAGAAAGAAUGUACAAUUAAACUUCAAAAUGAAUGAACGAACGAAAGAUGAAUGACUGGUUGAAUGAGUGAACGUGUAGACUGAAUGAAUGAAUGAAGAAAUAAAUGAAGAAAUAAAUAUAUAUAUAUAUAUAUGUGUGUGUGUGUGUGUACAUAUAUAUAUAUAUAUAUAUAUAUAUAUAUAUAUAUAUAUAUAUAUAUAUAUAUACACACAAUUAAAUCAUUAUGUCUUUUGGUAAUAUUUAACAUUAACACCACACCAAUAAAUUACCUAAUUAAUUAGCUGAUUGAUUAAAUUGACCAAUUAAUUGAUUGACCAAUUAAUUUUCAAUAGUUAGUGUAAUUAGGGUUGGUGGCGAAUCCCCAGAGGGGCGGUGCGAAACGUUGCUGACUUUGAAAAUACUGCGUUAUCGCCAUCUCGGUCGGGAAGUUAGUGGCACCAGCAGCAGCGGCGUCAGACGACAACGGAUU
Messenger RNA from Helobdella robusta, 2738 nucleotides. RefSeq lists its product as hypothetical. The record is from RefSeq and is a predicted model, not a curated record. Gene Ontology annotation, biological process: biosynthetic process; L-threonine catabolic process. Gene Ontology annotation, molecular function: pyridoxal phosphate binding; glycine C-acetyltransferase activity. The transcript has 13 exons. Lineage: Eukaryota; Metazoa; Annelida; Clitellata; Rhynchobdellida; Glossiphoniidae. Bases 234 to 1556 code for a protein of 440 amino acids.